Cladophialophora carrionii CBS 160.54 is the source of this 3363-nucleotide messenger RNA. RefSeq lists its product as uncharacterized. The record is from RefSeq and is a predicted model, not a curated record. Gene Ontology annotation, cellular component: telomerase catalytic core complex. NCBI's taxonomy places the organism in Eukaryota, Fungi, Ascomycota, Eurotiomycetes, Chaetothyriales, Herpotrichiellaceae. Gene Ontology annotation, biological process: telomere maintenance via telomerase. Gene Ontology annotation, molecular function: telomeric repeat DNA binding; telomerase RNA binding. Bases 1 to 3363 code for a protein of 1120 amino acids. The transcript has 2 exons.
AUGGCAAGGAAAAGAAAAUGUCCUGAGACAACAUCCAAUCGCGCGCAGAAGAGAGCAAAAUCCGCCAAUCGUGAUCAGAAUGGUGUGCGGGAACGGUCGCCCUACUUGCACCAUUCUGUGCUAUCAUCCUUCUAUCCUCAAGUCUGCACGCUGAGGAAUUAUCUGCUUGCGGGCCUGCCCACCAGUUCUCGGGUGCGGAGACGGAAGCUGACGGGGUUCGGAAAGGAUGAGGCCACUUCCAUCCUCGACACCUGCUUAGUGGGUUUGUUGACGCAACCUUCGAUUUCUGUCCGAGAGUCGCGCAGGAUUGAAUUUGCGACGUUUACUCAAACCCAGGCCCGUGCAACAGGGGCAAAUACAGGCCGAGCCCAGCCGUGUUGCAUAGAUGAGGUUAUCGACUUUGUCAUUUGGUCGCUAUUCAGGGGUGACUUGACCAAGCGUGGUCGGCCUUCCCACAUUCUUUGUCAUGGUCUCCAGAGAGGAGCUGUCCACGAAGACCGUCGGGGAGCGGCGCCCACUUCGCUGCCUGGUAUCAUCCGAAGGCAUCCUAACGACAAUCUGACCGCUCUGAAGACUGCCCCGUGGUCGGAUAUCUUGCCUCUGCUGGGUGCAGAUGCUGAGGUCAUCUUCUCCAGUCUUCUAUUAGACUGCGGUAUCUUCACACGGAUUGAAAGUGGGAAGGACAAUUACUUCCAACUCAGUGGCAUCCCCCUGUCAGACUUGCCGGAACUCAAGCCUGCUCGCGCCGAGCGAGCUCCUCCCAGCAAUGCGGGAAAGGAGCACGUCCUGAGUGUUAAUAGCAUUAGCUUUGCGAGGCACCGAAUGCUAUAUGCCAGGCCGUCUUUUAGUGCUGCUGGCAAGGUCAAAUUCGGACUCCAUCAUACCCACGUUCUACAGAGGCUCGCGGACGACACCGAUCAGCGUCAGGCUGUUCACCUUCUGAAGUAUAUCUUUCCACGGCAAUUUGGGCUUCACAAUGUCUUCCGGUCGAAAGCCCGUGCAGACGAGACGACUCAGAAAUAUAUUGAUUAUACCUUUCGCGAACAGGAAAUCACUAGCCAGAGAAAGAGAUCCCCAAGCUGGACUCCACGUCGACUCCGUGGCGAAACCAUUCGACUCGUCCGGAAGAUCCAUCGGAAUCACAAAGCUUGCUCGUACAGCCAGCUUCUGAGACACUACUGCCCUCUUAUUUCGAGCCAAUGUCAAGGUCAGGCCGCUCAACCAGGGCGAGCCGAUUUGUCCCUGCCUAGCUCAGACCCGUUGGUCACACAACACUUGCUCUCUGGGACAUCGAAAGCGAGGGCGGACACACCAAUCAAGGGACAUGACAGCGAUACCUCGUUCCUGCCACAUGCGACUCCUGCGGCUAGAGUAUCGGCCUUUUGUCGCGCCGUCGUCUCCAGCUUGCUCCCACGCAAUGCCUUCGGAAGUGGACUAGAUGGUCAGGAAAAUCGGAAGAUGAUACUCAACAAGGUCGACGACUUUGUACAGAUGCGCCGCUUUGAGAGUAUGACGCUGCAUCAAGUGCUACAAGGUUUUCGCAUAACCUCCAUUACUUGGCUGUUUAACCCUGGAAAUCUCAAAGGAAAAAUGAGUAAAUCCGACUACUCGAAGCGGUGCGAGCUCUUACAGGAGCUUAUGUAUUACGUCUUUGACUCGUUGUUGAUACCGAUAAUCAGAGCACAUUUCUAUGUCACAGAAAGUUCCACCCAUCGAAAUCGCUUGCUCUACUUCCGCCAGGACGUAUGGCGGAAGCUAUCAGAGCCCAGCCUGGCGACCCUCAGAUUGAAGAUGUACUCACUCAUGACACCUAGCAACGCCCGCCACCAAUUGCAAUCACGCAGCUUGGGAUACAGUCAACUAAGGCUCCUCCCCAAAGACCAGGGAGCGAGACCAAUCACCAACCUGAAGCGAAAGCAAUCGAAAGCAGGCCCUGGGCAAAGAGUGGUGGGCCAAAGUAUCAACAAUCAGCUUGCUCCAAUAUUCAGCAUUCUCAACUACGAACGUGCACGUGAUCCCUGGCGACUGGGUUCUGCCUUGUUCUCGGUGGGGGAUAUUCAUGGCAGAGUGGCGGAGUUCAAGAGGACAGUCCCGCCCGGAUCUCGGUUGUUUUUCGCCAAAGUCGACGUCGAAUCCUGCUUUGAUACCAUACCCCAAGACCACCUCCUUCGCUUGGUCGAAGACUUGCUCUCUGAACCGUCGUACCGGACCACAAAGCACAUCGAGGUGAAGUCUCUCGACCGCGGAUAUCAGGGACACGCCGAGGGCCUGAAACGAAAAUGGGCCGGCAUAGCUCGUCCAGCUCAUGAACAGGCCGUGUUUUCAGAGACAUCAGUAGCUGGACUCGCCGCAAAGAAGCGCCAGGUGAUAUUCUGCGGUCUGGGGCAACAGAGGGUGUGGAGUCGGCAGUCCGUGCUCAAACUUCUGCAGGAUCACAUCAGCGACAGCAUGGUCAAAAUGGGAAAGAGAUACGCAAAGCAAAUCGACGGCAUACCACAAGGCUCUGUUCUGAGCAGCCUGCUCUGCAACUACUUCUACGGAGCCUUCGAGCGAAACGAGCUGGGGUUCCUCCAUCCUCAAUCAUGUUUACUCUUACGACUGAUUGAUGAUUUUCUGCUUGUGACAACGAAUGACAAGCUUGCCCGACGGUUCCUGGAGGUAAUGGCGAACGGUGACCAGGGCUAUGGUAUCCAGGUCAAUCCCGAGAAGUCUCUGGUCAACUUUGACGUGACCGUCAAGGGCCGAAAAGUGCCCCGAGUUCCCGGCGAGGCUGCAUUCCCUUAUUGCGGAAUGGCCAUCAACGUCCGGACGCUGGAAAUGAAGAAAGAUCGGGAGAAGAAGGACGAACGAGUGAGCAAUUCUCUGACCGUGGAAAGCUGCUCGAGGCCCGGAGUGGUCCUGAAACGGAAGAUCAUGGCCUCGUUAAAGAACCAAAUGCAUGCCAUGUUGCUGGACCUGUCGCUCAACAGCCGAGCCCAGGUAAUCUCGACGUUGGUCGGGAACUUCACUGAGGCAGCGAUGAAGAUGCACCAGUACUUGGUGGGAAUGGCUGCGAGAAAUCGUCCACCACCAGAGCUAGUGCGAGGUCUGGUUCAAGACUUGGUGGUUGCAGGUUGCAAGAUUUGCCGGGCGAAAAACAGUCUCAAUGGUCAGGUCCAGCAUAUCACCCAGGCGCAAAUGUGCUGGAUCGCAGCUGUAGCAUUCGAGGGAGUGCUCACACGAAAGCAGACCCAGUACCAGGAUCUGUUGGCGUGGCUCAAAGCUUUGAGGGAGUACGCACAGCCGAGGAUGAACAUGGAACAAGCGGUCCUUGAACAACUCCUCCAAGACAACAACAAGGCUUUCCAGACGUAUGUGUACUGA